AUGGCCAAGGCGUCGUCUUUCAGGGCCUACCUCAGGUCCGACAAGUCACCUGAGGAGAAGAAGUUGGUGCGCAAGGUCGACUUCUUCAUCUUGACCUUCUGCUGCCUCAUGUAUUUCUUCAAUUACCUCGACCGCUCCAACCUGACACAAGCCUAUGUCUCUGGCAUGAAAGAGGACCUGAACUUCAAGGGGAACCAGUUGACCCAGAUCACCACCAUUUUCACCUGUGGCUACAUCGUUGGAAUGGUCCCCUGCAAUCUGGCGCUCUACUACAUCAAACCCAGGUUCUUCUUCCCGUCCAUGUGUAUUGUUUGGGCAGGCCUCACCAUGGUGACGGCUGCGGCCAAGAAACCCGAACACAUCAUGGCCAUUCGAUUCUUUGUGGGAGUCGCCGAGUCCAGCACCUUCAUCGGCACUCAUUACAUUCUGGGCUCGUGGUACACGGAAAAGGAGCUAGGCAAACGCAGCGGCAUCUUCACGGCUUCUGGCCUCGCCGGUACAAUGUUUGGAGGUUUCAUCCAAUCCGGCAUCUAUGGCAGCAUGAAUGGACUGUCGGGCUUGAGCGGCUGGAAAUGGCUGUUCAUCAUCGACGGGAUUAUCACCUUGCCGGUGGCCGUCUAUGGUUACUUGCUCUUCCCAGACACUCCCUCAACCACGACCGCCCCAUACCUGAAUGCCGAAGAACGUGCUCUGGCCAUGUCAAGAGUGCCCGAGGUACCUGAGCAGAAGCCCAUCUCUCUAUCCUUUGUCAAACGCGUCUUCAGCUCGUGGCAGUUCUAUGGAUUCGUGGUACUCUGGAUCAUUGCCGGGGAGACCGAGAGCUUUAGCUCGAACAGUCUUCUGAACCUUUACAUGAAAGCGUCCCCGGAGGAAGACUACAGCGUCUCCCAGCUCAAUGACUACCCGACCGGUGUACCUGCGGUGGGCAUCGUGUCCACGUUGUUCUGGGCCACCCUGACCGAUUAUCUCGGCGGCAAACGAUACUUAGUCGCCUACUGGAUUGCCAUUACUGGCAUCGUCACGUCGGCCAUGCUUCUGUCUCCCAACGCUUCCGUCGCCACUCAUUUUGGAGCAUACUACUGGGCAGGCUCGGUGUACGCGUGUCAAGCCACCUUCUUUGCCUGGGCCAACGAUGCUCUCAGAUAUGAGGAGGAUUCCCUGCGGGCCAUUGUCAUAGCAUCCAUGAAUCUGGGAAGCAAUGCAGUCAAUGCAUGGUGGUCGAUUAUCUUCUACUCGGCAGACAUGGCACCCAAGUUUACUCGAGGGAUGUGGGCGAUGAUUGGAGUGAGCAUUGCCAUGGCCAUUUGGACCUGUGGCCUGCAAAUUGUCGAGGGGAGAGCUGCAAGAAGACGACUCGCGGCGACCGAAGAGGUCAUGUCUGAGAACGUGGAGAAGCAGACGGUCGACGAUUCGCAGAAGUUGUAG
Molecule: messenger RNA, 1425 nt
Organism: Capronia coronata CBS 617.96
Lineage: Eukaryota; Fungi; Ascomycota; Eurotiomycetes; Chaetothyriales; Herpotrichiellaceae
Exons: 3
Coding region: 1-1425 (474 amino acids)
Biological process (GO): pantothenate import across plasma membrane
Cellular component (GO): plasma membrane
Molecular function (GO): pantothenate transmembrane transporter activity
Source: RefSeq, a predicted model, not a curated record